Molecule: messenger RNA, 5377 nt
Organism: Astyanax mexicanus (Mexican tetra)
Lineage: Eukaryota; Metazoa; Chordata; Actinopteri; Characiformes; Acestrorhamphidae
Gene: adra1ba
Product: adrenoceptor alpha 1Ba
Exons: 2
Coding region: 1057-2580 (507 amino acids)
Biological process (GO): adenylate cyclase-activating adrenergic receptor signaling pathway; regulation of vasoconstriction; regulation of cardiac muscle contraction
Cellular component (GO): membrane
Molecular function (GO): alpha1-adrenergic receptor activity
Source: RefSeq, a predicted model, not a curated record
UGUUACUACCCAAAACAUAUUUUAAAAAAGCCAUUUAUUUAUUGUUUGUUUGUUAGUUUGAGGCUAGUAAAGGGUUAACAAGAUGGAGUUAUUAUAUAAUGUGUUAUAGUCUAUUAUAGCGCUGUUGGAUAACUGCGCGUGUUUUUAGAGCACUGCUUAAUCUGAUUUGAUGUUGACAUCUCGAGUCCUCCUGCGGCUCGCUGUGUUUUGCACCAAAGUUACCAGCAAAACAGCGCAACAACCGUGACAUUGUCCGCGUGUCUAUAACCUGAAUGGCAGGACGGCUCUAAAAAUAGGCAGCGGGGAGACAGUGAGUGGCACGCGCUCGAGGUCACAUUGCUUUAGAUCACCAAACAACAUAUGGAAGCGGAGCUAGCCGGGGGGACGCGGUUCGACUGCACGGGACUGGGUGCGCGCGCUUGGUUUAACUGUAAAACGUAAAAAAGAGUAGAAGAGAGGGGAAAGGAGGCUUUUUUUUACGUUGCUGGAGUCUCCAGUGAAGUUUGAGCUUGGUGUAUUGUAUAGGGGACAGAGAGAGAGAGAAAGAGAGAGAGAGAGGGAGAAAGAGAGAGAGAGAGAGAGAGAAGGAGGGGUUGGUUUAAGAGCGCUCGCAUGCAUGGAUGAAUGCAGCAGGAUGAAUGCAGCAGGAUGAGUGGUCAGUAAGGAUGCGUACAGGGACACUGCAGAGCAGAGGACGCAGAGGAGGAUCCAGCAGCUGUAGUGUAGUGUCUUGUCACUGAAUGGACCUGUAGCCUACACUGGGCGUGUGUGCCUUGUGUACAGCGUGUGCGCCACGCAGAACGCAGCGGAGAGCAUGGAGGACCCCGAGGUUGCGCUACUGCUAUUUUUUACGCAUCGUAAAAAGCGCGCUCACGCGGACACCCUUUUAAAAAAGAGCCCGGGAGUAAGAAGAGCACGUGGCAGCAGCCUAAACCUGGACGUGAAAUAAUAAUUAAAAUAAUAAUAAUAACUUCAGAAGAAAAACUGACCAAAAAAACUAAAUACAUGACUCUGGGUAUGGGGAUACCAGGCUGACCACUAGGCUGGUUGGUGAAGAUGAAUUUCGCUAUGGAGGAUGCAGGGAACUUGUGGAAUAACGCAUCAGGGACGCUCGCGCCGCCGUCGAACAUCUCCAACUGGACCGCAGGGAACGAAACGUCCGAAAGCGCACCGUUCAGCCUGUCCCGGGCGGUGCCGCUGGCCGUGGUGCUGGGCGCCUUCAUCGUGUUCGCCAUAGUGGGCAACAUUUUGGUGAUCCUGUCCGUGGUGUGCAACAGGCACCUGCGCAUCCCAACCAACUACUUCAUCAUCAACCUGGCCAUGGCCGACCUCCUGCUUGGGACUACCGUGCUGCCGGUGUCCGCCACCUUGGAAAUCCUCAACUACUGGGUGUUCGGCCGGAUCUUCUGCGACAUCUGGGCCGCGGUGGACGUCCUGUGCUGCACGGCGUCCAUCAUGAGCCUGUGCGUGAUCUCCAUAGACCGCUACAUCGGGGUCCGCUACCCCCUGCAGUACCCCAGCAUCGUCACCGAGAAGCGCGCGCUCCUCGCCAUGCUUGGGGUCUGGGUGCUGGCCACCGUCAUCUCCAUCGGACCCCUGCUCGGCUGGAAAGAGCCUCCGUCCGACGACGACACCAUCUGCCCCAUAACGGAGGAGCCCUUCUACGCGCUCUUCUCCUCGCUGGGUUCCUUCUACAUCCCCUUAGCGGUCAUCCUGGCCAUGUACUGCCGCGUCUACAUCGUGGCCAAGCGGACCACCAGGAACCUGGAGGCGGGGGUGAUGAAGGAGCGCAUGGACUCCAGCGAGCUCACCCUGAGGAUCCACUGUAAAGGAGCUCAGGCGCAGGAGGAGUGCGGGGGCGCGGGCAAAGGCACCAUCAGGAGCUCCCUGACCGUCAAGCUCCUCAAGUUCUCCAGGGAGAAGAAAGCAGCCAAAACCCUGGGGGUCGUGGUGGGCAUGUUCAUCCUCUGCUGGCUGCCCUUCUUCCUCGCCCUGCCCAUCGGUUCCUUCAAUGCCAACCUGCGCCCCCCUGAGACCUUCUUCAAGGUGAUUUUCUGGCUGGGCUACUUCAACAGCUGCUUAAACCCCAUCAUCUACCCGUGCUACAGCCGCGAGUUUAAGCAGGCCUUUAUCCGGAUCCUGCGGUGCCAGUGUCAGCAGCGGAAGAGGCAGAGCUGGAGGUCGUACAACUACAGGUCAAACUCGGGUCCCACCAACUCGUCCUACAACGACAACAGCUCCGUCUGCAUGAACGGCAGUCAGCAGACACUGGCCUCUGUGCAGCCUAGCCCACGCUUCUUCACCAGAGGCAGCGGCUCUCAGAGAGCGGCGGGGGGACUGUUACCAGGCUGGGGUCCGUGUGCGUCCUCCUCCAGCUCAGACUGUCCAAAACACUUCCCCAGUCAUUUCAGAUCCAGCCCCGCCAGUGUGCGCCAGACUGAGAACAAACCCAGCACAAUGACUCUGCCUUUCCCCGGUGGGCCACUGGCCAAAGGACCACUGCAUGCCAAUGUACAGAACGGUAGAGAAGAUUUAGAACAUGGAUCAAAUACCAGGCCUACACCUGAAACUGUGAUGUAACUGGGUGCAGUAUGGAACACCGGUUUCUUUUUCCUUACAUUUUAUACUGAUUUAAUAUCCUGUUGUAUUGUAGAUAUGGUUAUAAAGCAUGCUUGCAUUGUUAAAUGACGUUUGGAGACUCAAAGUAGCUACUGAUACAGAACAAAACUAAAAUGAUCAAAAUAAAAAUCAGACAAAAUCAAACAUGUACCCAAUUUACUCCUUACCACCAAUGUAUGCAAUCAGCCAAAAAAAAAAACUUAUAUACUAAGGUUUCCAGUCUUUUAAUAGCAUUUUUUUCCAAUGCAUUUCCCAUAACGUCCAUACAUAGCAAUACACAUACAAUGAACCUAUUAAAAGCCUCACAGAAUAAAUUGGUUUUACAUGCAUUGUUACUGGAUGCGCUACCCAAUAUUUAGUAAUAUAUGCAAAUCUGCUCUGUAAGAUGCAAAUCCCCCUGUAAACCCACUGUUGUUUGUCUUUUGUGAGGGAAUGCUUUUUUUGGUUUUGAGUGAAUGCUUGCACAAGUAGGUAACAAAAAAUGUAUUCUCAUAGUCUCAUUUUUUAGGUUUAAAUGUGCAUACAUUAGCUCAUACAUUAUAUAUAUUAUGUCAUUAUGUCAAGGUAAAUCUGUUACUAAAUUGGGAGCAGAUGACAUGAAGGUAUACUCUUCAGUAAAACUAACUAAUGCUAGAAAGCAAGAAAACAUCCUCAGAAAGUGGAUGCAAACAUGGUUGCAAAUUUGCUGAUUGCAUAGAUAGACAUCCCAAGUCUCCCGGAAAUUGCGGGAGUCUAACGCAUAUCAAUACCGGUUCCCUGAUGCCCGCAAGUCAGAUAAAAUCUCCUGGAAUGUAGAACGAGUGGCCCAAGAGUGAACACAAACGUGCACGCCGCAGGCGACACAGACUUUUUUACCCUAUCACGUGUGAGAAAGAGGGGGAGAAGGAGAGAAAGGCACACCCCUCGUGUGCAUAUUCAUGAAGCGCAUGCAAAACAGAGAGGGUUCUGGUUGGUAUGGUCUCUACAAAGAGUCUUUGCGUCAGCCAAUCAGUUUUAGUGUGGGUGGUCAGUGUUUUUUUCCCUUCUGGACGGGAUGCGCUCAGGAGCAUCAUGGCUCCCAUCAAAACCCACCCUUCUCUGACUACUCUAAAGUAUAUCCAUGCCUGGUAAAAGUAAAAAACAGUGAAAGUCUUGCCCACUGUACAGUUUGUAAUAGCAUUGCCCACGAGGCACUAUAUAUAUUAGCCUAAAGUUCUGUUUUUCUUUGUGUGCAAGUUCUUUUUUGCGGGGAUUGGGGCGGGUUUCCAUAUCCAGGUCCGGGGUACCUCCCUGAACUUAAUUUUUGCGACUCGGGAUGUCUUUAUAUAUAGAAAGCGUGCCAGUAAGUGCCUUACACGCGUUAACCAGAAUUUUCCAUGACAAGAACAAGAACAUUUAAAACUUGUUUAUUUUUUUAGCUUUUCAGAUUUUUGCAGAAUACUCAUAAGAACCUGUUUAGUUUUGCACUGUAGCUACAAAGCUAAUGUAGUUAUAAAAGCCUAAAUAACACCACUUAGCAUUGUAAAAUGUGCACACCAUCGCAAAGUUGCGAAAAGACACAUAAGAAAAAAAAUGUUCUUGCUUAAGUGGUUUCUGUCAUUAUGGUAUAUUGUAGUCUAAACAAUAAAAAAUACACAAAAGAUUAUGUCAAAGAGAUUAAACCAGCAGCUGCUUUAAUGUGUCUGUAUUUUCUUUGUCUUUUAGUGUCAUACACUGCAUAUGCAAGUCACUGAGAUUUUGUAAUAAUCCCAUGCACUUUGAGCUAAUUAUUUAUUGAUUAUUUAUUUGUGCUGUAAAUAUCUGCUACUUGUUAGGAACAUUAGCCUAGUAGCUCCAGUGUAAAAGCUCUAUACAUUAAAUAACAAAGAAUAUAUUGGCUGAUUUCAUUCAUUGUUGGUGAGGGGACAUUAUAAGGAGACUAAAUUUACAAACCUGUGCAUGAACACAGUCAGCAACACCUUAGAACCCGCAUUAGCACCUGGUGUUAUAUAAGUAGCAAAGCUACCCAUCAGUUGGAAAGUUGGUUUUAUUUCAGAUUUAUUUAUUUAUUCGUCUGUGCUGUUUUAUCUAGACACGCUGUGCAUUUGUGUGAAAGCUUUUUUUCAUUAUUUGUGUAUGUGGAAAUGAUUAUGUGAUUCUAGACACAAGAUUUAUGAUCUUUCUGCCGGUGCUUUGUGCUGACAUAAUGCACAUCACGACUUGUGGUCCAGGGAAAAGACAGUUCCAAGCGGUUUUACACAAAUACAAUUUUUUUGUUUGUUUUUUAAUUUAUUUAGCCCUAUUUAUUGUAAGUUAUGCUUUUUACAUGUACUGUGGCUGUUGGUUGAAACAAAAGGGUUUUAUAAUACAGUAUUCAGCAGACAGUCAUAACAUUAAAACCACCACCUAAUCAUAAUUGUAAUUGUAAGUCCUUUUAAGUCUUUUUUUUUAUAGCAAUUUUUACUGCGGUAGGUUUUUACAGAAUAUUACCAUUCGUCGGCACCCAUACCUCUUCUUUUACUGGUUUAUUUGGUAGGUUUGCUCUGUCCCAGUCAUCUUGAUCUUGGUUCAACUCAGUUCUAAUCAAAAAUGAAUCAGAUUACAGAUAAUCAAUGUCAUUCACAUCAUUUGUCAGGCGUUUUAAUGUUAUGACUGAUCCUGUAUGUUUUUGUCAUUUUUGUACCUGCAUUGCAUUAAAGUCAUAACUUCCCCAACUCAUUCGGGAUCUUGAGUUAAGGGGAAGAGGUUGUGUUUAGGAUGAGUGGCUAAACAUGCAAUAAAUGUAAUUGCUGAAGGUUUU